GACGUUCCGGGCUCCAACCCAAACACUGCUGCGUGGAAGUGUCGAUCGCCGAGUCAUGGAUAGCGGCGGUCAACAAGGGCGGUCACUUCAGCGGCGUCAGUGUGCACAGUCAUCUGGAGCUGUUGGCGCCCCGUGUAACGUCGCUCAGACACAGAUGGCAGCCGCGGCAACGCUGCGUUAGCGACACAGCUGCGUGUAGCCGAGCUAGCGGAGCUAACGGCUAGCGGGUGUUAGCAGGCGUAGCUUCGCGUGAGUUCAACUUGACAGCGGUAUCAGCUGCAGCCAUGGUGUUCAUCCAGAGCUACUGCGAGUCCAACGCCUCCAUCUCCCACACCUGGGUGGACGACGGCAUCGCCCCCUGCUUCUUCUUCACGCUGGUGCCCACCACCCUGCUCGCCAUGUGCUUCUUCCUCGGCGCCCUCCACUGCGUCUUCUACCAGAAGUUCGGCACGGCCAUGGAGCCCAAGUUCGUGCCCCGCACGCGCCUCUAUGGCUUCCAGCAGCUCGUCUCCGUCCUGCUCCUGGUCCAGUUCGCGAGCGGGGCCGUGUGGCGAGCUGCCAGCGGAGGGGAGCUGCCCGGCUAUGUGGUGCUGUACGGCUGCUUCUCAGCGCUGAGCUGGGCCUGCGCCAUAGGCCUCCUCAGGGUGGAGAGACGGAGGGUCCUAGUGAUGGACCGGACGAGGGGCCACAGCGCGGUGCUGCUGCUGUUCUGGGCCGUGGCAUUCGCCGCUGAGAACCUGGCGUUCGUCUCCUGGUACAGUCCUCACUGGUGGUGGAGUUUGGAGAACAACCAGCAGCAGGUGCUGUUCGCCCUGUGGCUGAUGCGCUACAUCGGCACCGGGCUGCUCUUCUUCAUUGGUCUCAAAGCCCCCGGGUUGCCACGGAAACCAUACAUGCUCCUCAUCAACGAAGAUGAGCGGGAUGUGGAGAACAGUGGACAGAGUCUGCUGGGCAGCGCUGAAGAGAACCAGUCUACCUGGACCGGUUUCAGACAGAAGGUCCGUCUGCUUAUUCCCUAUAUAUGGCCACAAGGCAACCUCCCUCUCCAGCUGCUGGUGCUCUUCUGUUUGGGACUAGUCGGAGUCGAGAGGGCUAUUAAUGUGUUUGUACCUAUUUACUACAAGAACAUUGUGAAUGAGCUGACUGACGGCAGCAGCUGGCACACGCUGGCCACCACCGUGUCUGUGUACGUGCUGCUCAAGUUCCUGCAGGGUGGAGGCGCAGGUGCCUCGGGGUUCAUCAGCAACGUGCGCACCUUCCUGUGGAUCAAAGUGCAGCAGUACACCGACCGCGUGGUUCAGGUGCGCCUGUUCGCACACCUGCACUCCCUCUCCCUGCGCUGGCACCUCAGCAGGAAGACGGGGGACGUGCUGAGGAGCAUCGACCGUGGCACCUCCUCUAUUAACAGCUUGCUGAGCUAUAUUGUGUUCAGCAUCUUCCCAACCAUUGCCGAUAUUGUCAUUUCCAUCAUUUACUUCAUCACUAAUUUCAAUGCCUGGUUUGGCCUUAUCGUCUUUGUCUGCAUGGCUUUAUACCUCAGUCUGACCAUCAUUAUCACUGAGUGGAGAACCAAAUACAGACGACAAAUGAAUGAGCAGGACAACAAAGCUAAGUCCAAGGCUGUGGACUCCUUGUUAAACUUUGAGACGGUAAAAUACUACAAUGCAGAGAACUAUGAGGUCGGCCGUUUUGAGGAUGCUAUCUUAAAAUAUCAGGUGGCCGAGUGGAAGACAAAUGCGAGCCUGGCCUUUCUCAACCAGACACAGAACAUCAUUAUCGGCUCAGGGCUUCUGGCCGGCUCUCUUCUCUGUGCCUACUUUGUGACAGAGGGAAAAUUCCAGGUUGGAGAUUAUGUUCUGUUUGGUACCUACAUAAUUCAGCUGUACACCCCCCUCAACUGGUUUGGGACAUACUACAGGGCCAUCCAGAGGUCUUUCAUUGACAUGGAAAGCAUGUUUAAAAUAUUUGAAGAACAGGAAGAGGUGAAGGAUGAAGUAAAUGCAGGGAAUCUUCUGUACCAACAGGGAAAAGUGGAGUUUGAGAAUGUUUACUUUAGCUACACAAGUGGCAAGGAGAUUCUUCAGGAUGUUUCCUUCACUGUACUGCCAGGACAGACUGUCGCCUUGGUGGGUCCGUCGGGCUCUGGAAAGAGCACCAUUAUUCGACUGCUCUUCCGUUUCUAUGACGUUCAGGGAGGUUGCAUUCGAAUCGAUGGUCAGGAUAUAUCUAAAGUGAAGCAGACUUCUCUACGAUCUCAUAUCGGAGUCGUCCCCCAAGAUACCGUCCUUUUCAAUGACACCAUCCAAAACAACAUUCGCUACGGCCGCAUCUCUGCUAGCGAUACGGAGGUGGAGGAGGCAGCCAUAGCUGCAGAUAUCCACGACAAAAUAUUGAACUUUCCUGAUGGUUACGAUACGCAGGUGGGUGAAAGAGGCCUGAAGCUGAGUGGAGGAGAGAAGCAGAGGGUGGCCAUCGCCAGAACUAUUCUAAAAGCACCACAGCUCAUCCUGCUGGAUGAGGCCACAUCUGCUCUAGACACACAAACUGAACGCAACAUCCAGGCCUCUUUGACUAAAGUCUGUGCCAAUCGAACAACAGUUGUUGUAGCUCACAGGUUGUCCACCAUAAUCGGAUCAGACCAGAUUCUAGUUAUCAGCAAUGGGCGAAUUGCUGAACGUGGACGACAUGAGGAAUUGUUGCUCAAGGGAGGCCUGUAUGCAGACAUGUGGAUGAAACAACAGCAAGCCCAUGACUCGGACUCCUCCUCAGACACAGAGUCCAAAGAUCGCAAGUCUGAGAAGCUGCAGCCGCCAUCAACGUCUUCAGGUCACCACCAUGGCCACUGAAUGUAAUACAAUCCUUUAUUUUAAACACAUUCUAUGUUUUAAUUUUAAUUCUUUUGUAAAAACAGUACAUAAUUCCAGUGUGAUUUACCUAACAACUGGACAAAUUCUGUUAAUUUUUUUCUUUUUCUUUUUUUCUCCAAAUGAAUGAGAUAAGUUGUAGAAAAAAAGGAAAUUGCUUUAAUAAAUGGAGGUGGUGCAAAGAGGAAGUGCAAAAAAAAUGUCAAAAGUCGCACAAGUAACUACAGAUAAAUCAGACUGAGGUGAGCCAUAAUUAUCUAUAAAACAAAAAGAAACACAUUGGGUUAAAAGCUGAAAAAUAAAAAGUUACCUAGUUAGUACAGUUUUAGAAGCCUUUUUUUGUUCUUUUACGCGCUUCUGGUGUCUGUUUUAUAUUGAUUGUUUGUUUUUUUUUUGUUUUUUUUUAAUAUUAAACCUUCACCAAUCUCUGCGAGGUUUGGAUGUUUGUUUAAAGAAAACCUAUUUUUCCAAUGCAAAGACGUGAAAUGAGGAGUUGCAAGAAAAAGAGAAUAAAUAACACUAAUCACAGCUUUAGCAUUGAAACUUGUUAAAGAGGGCUAUGCUUGUGAUUCUGAGAGAAGAAUAAUGUAACUAUGUGGCUUGUUUACUUUACAAGCUGUCAGGGAUUAUAUUAAGCUUUGUGCUGUUUUGUAUGAUCUUGAUUUCUGAUUUGUCAUUUUUGCUGUUAUUUAUAUUUUUUUAGGUGUUUGUAUAUACUUAUCAUAUUUGAGUGGGACGUAUCGAUUGUCUGAUUUAUAUUUUAAAGCUAUGAAAAUAAAUACAAAACACAGACUGACUGUCUGAUUGGGUACAUGGGUGGGAUGGAACAACUACUACUGUUACUACUUCUAUUAUCUUUGAUUCUGCUGUGUUCAAAGCGUCCACUUGGUAGAAGUAUGCAAUCAUGUUGUGAAAGUAAUUUAUAUUCAUACUUAAAUAAACUCACACUAUUUCUGAACAAUGGUUAA
This is a messenger RNA of Betta splendens (Siamese fighting fish), 3832 nucleotides long. It is a transcript of the gene abcb6a, whose product is annotated as ATP-binding cassette, sub-family B (MDR/TAP), member 6a. Bases 285 to 2846 code for a protein of 853 amino acids. The record is from RefSeq and is a predicted model, not a curated record. Gene Ontology annotation, biological process: transmembrane transport; heme transport. Gene Ontology annotation, molecular function: ABC-type heme transporter activity; ATP binding; heme binding. Gene Ontology annotation, cellular component: membrane. NCBI's taxonomy places the organism in Eukaryota, Metazoa, Chordata, Actinopteri, Anabantiformes, Osphronemidae. The transcript is spliced from 20 exons.